Messenger RNA from Gongylonema pulchrum, 546 nucleotides. The record is from the annotation of a GenBank genome assembly. Lineage: Eukaryota; Metazoa; Nematoda; Chromadorea; Rhabditida; Gongylonematidae.
AUGAGGCAGUUUUCUUUGUUUUUAGGCGGUUUUUAUCAUGGUAAACUUGUCUUCCCACCCGAUUUUCCGUUUAAACCGCCGGCAAUUUAUAUGCUCACUCCAUCGGGGCGUUUUCAAACUAACACACGUUUAUGCCUUUCAAUCUCCGAUUUUCAUCCGGAUACAUGGAAUCCUGCUUGGACGGUUUCAACGAUCAUGACGGGUUUGCUUUCGUUUAUGAAUGAUACAGCACCAACAUUAGGCAGUAUUACGUCGAGUGAUGCGGAGAAGCGUAUUUUUGCUAGGAAAUCCAGAGAAUACAAUCUGAAGGAUCGAGUUUUCUGCGAAUUAUUCGGUGAUUUGGCCAAAGAAAUUCGUGAGGAAUUAACGGCGGAGCGAAAUAGGUUGUCGGAAGAUAACGUGGUCGAUGAAUCGUCGUCGUCGCGAAGGUCCGGGGACGACAGCGAUUUCGCCACCUUCACGUAUAAUCUUGUGAUGCUUGCAGGCGUGGUGGUGCUUGCGUUUGCAGUUAGAUUUGUCAUAUUAGCGGCUCAAGACGAAAAUUGA